This is a messenger RNA of Mangifera indica (mango), 2070 nucleotides long. RefSeq names its product transcription factor E2FB-like. Gene Ontology annotation, cellular component: RNA polymerase II transcription regulator complex. Gene Ontology annotation, biological process: regulation of transcription by RNA polymerase II. Bases 289 to 1680 code for a protein of 463 amino acids. NCBI's taxonomy places the organism in Eukaryota, Viridiplantae, Streptophyta, Magnoliopsida, Sapindales, Anacardiaceae. The record is from RefSeq and is a predicted model, not a curated record. Gene Ontology annotation, molecular function: RNA polymerase II cis-regulatory region sequence-specific DNA binding; protein dimerization activity; DNA-binding transcription factor activity, RNA polymerase II-specific. The transcript has 14 exons.
ACAUCAAUAUCCGAACCAAGUUCCCUCCUUCCCCAACUCUUUCCCUCGUUUUCUGCUCUCUUUCUCUCUCUUUCAAUCUCCCGCUUUUUUUUUUUUUUUUCUUUUCUCUUCCCAAACACCAGAUCCCGUCCUUCUUUCUUCUCCAAUUCCUCUGAUCCAAUCACUUUCACUUCAAUACAUCUCCAAUUUCAGUUUAUCUGUUCUUCUCAAAAAAAAAAAAAAACCCAAACCCUUGCUUCAGAAUUACCCAAACCGAAUAAUUCAAUCUCCAUUUGACUUCAGUUUUCCAUGUCUAAUUCACAAACGCACAACUCCACUACACAGUCCAAUGACACUUCCAUGCAGCAGUCCUUUAAGCGCCAGCUCCCCUAUUCUUCUAUGAAGCCGCCUUUUACAGUUCCCGCUGAUUAUCACCGCUUUGCUGCCGACCCUCGUCGCCAACCGGAUCAAGAACCCGAGGGCAUUGUAUUUAAAUCUCCACAAUUAAAGCGGAAGAGUGACCCAGCAGAUCAUGAAGCUGAGUCAAGUGAGCAGACAGCUAGCCCUGUAUGCACUGAGAUAGUUAACAGCUCUCUCCAGACACCUAUAUCAGGAAAAGGGGGAAAGGUGCAGAAAACAUCUAGGCUUGCAAAGAAUAGUAAAUCUGGACCACAAACUUCAGCCUCAAAUCUUGCUUCACCAGGCAACAAUCUCACACCAACUGGUCCCUGCCGCUAUGACAGCUCCCUUGGGCUUUUGACAAAGAAGUUCAUAAAUUUGAUCAAGCACGCUGAGGAUGGUAUUCUUGAUUUAAAUAAAGCCGCUGACACUUUAGAGGUGCAAAAGAGGCGGAUAUAUGACAUAACAAAUGUCUUGGAAGGUAUUGGUCUCAUAGAGAAGAAACUCAAGAACAGAAUUCAGUGGAAGGGUCUCGAUGUUUCAAGGCCUGGGGAGGCUGAUGAAAAUGCUUCAAAUAUACAGGCUGAAGUUGAAAGCCUUGCUAUUGAGGAACGCAGAUUAGAUGAUCAGAUAAGAGAAAUGCAAGAAAGAUUGAGGGACCUUAGUGAAGAUGAAAAUAAUCAAAAAUGGCUUUUUGUCACAGAAGAUGAUAUCAAGAAUUUACCCUGCUUCCAGAACGAAACCUUGAUAGCAAUUAAAGCUCCCCAUGGCACUACUCUGGAAGUCCCUGAUCCUGAUGAGGCUGUUGACUAUCCCCAAAGAAGAUACAGAAUAGUUCUUAGAAGCACAAUGGGUCCUAUAGAUGUUUACCUUGUUAGUCAAUUUGAAGAGAAAUUUGAGGAGAUUCAUGGUGCUGAGGCAACCCCAAACUUGCCAUCAAAUUCAGGCUUGGUUGAGAAUCCUGCAUUAACAAUGAUAACACAGGAGAGUGGAGGGAAGGAGAUUGAAAUGCAGGGACAAGAUGCUCAUAGAGAGUGCACAGAUCUUAACGCUUCACAGGACUUUGUUAGUGGUAUCAUGAAGAUUGUUCCCUCAGAAAUUGAUAGUGAUGCAGAUUACUGGCUUUUAUCGGAUCCUGGAGUUAGCAUCACAGACAUAUGGCGGACUGAAUCUGCAGUUGAAUGGAAUGAACUGGGUAAUCUUCAUGAAGAUUAUACCAUGGCUGCUGUGAGCACACCACGGGCCCAAACUCCGCCAUCCAACCCAGCAGAGGUAUCAUCAACUGCUAAUAUUGGAAGGUGAAUUUAAUCUGUCGAUAAAUCAUAAGUACAGGUAAAUGGACAUGUCUUUAUCUAGAACCUUCCUGGAGUUUCAAGCUCAAGGUUCUGGGAAUUGCCUGAUGUUACUUGAAAUCUGAGGCUGUAAAGAAUAGGAAGGAGGUGUCAGGGUGUUAUACAGUUGAGUAAUUUGAAUAAUCCGAUGUGACGUAGUAAGUAAAGCUCGAAUGUUUUUUUUUUUUUUUCUUCCAAGCCCUUGUAAAUUGUUGCAUUCCUUUGGUUCGAUUGUGUCAACUAGCAUCAUGUAACUGCAAAAAUUGGAUCUGAUCAUGAUCUGAAUAAAUGAUCAGAAACUAUUAUUUGCUUUCAUCAUAUCAUGAAAAAAUUGAUAAACUGAAAUUGUCAUUUUCUGCUA